Messenger RNA from Equus quagga, 2555 nucleotides. RefSeq names its product zinc finger protein 709-like. The record is from RefSeq and is a predicted model, not a curated record. The transcript has 4 exons. Bases 78 to 2165 code for a protein of 695 amino acids. Lineage: Eukaryota; Metazoa; Chordata; Mammalia; Perissodactyla; Equidae. Gene Ontology annotation, molecular function: RNA polymerase II cis-regulatory region sequence-specific DNA binding; DNA-binding transcription factor activity, RNA polymerase II-specific. Gene Ontology annotation, biological process: regulation of transcription by RNA polymerase II.
ACAAGCUUUCCAGUCACGGGUCGCCUGUCCUUAAACUCCUGGAGCUGCUCUGUCACCUGUGAUGAAUCGUAUGAAGGAUGCCAGGGGACCCAGGACAGUCAGCAAUGGACUCAGUGGCCAUUGGGGACGUGGCUGUGAACUUCACCCCUGAGGAGUGGGCUUUACUGGAUCCUUCACAGAAGAGACUCUACAGAGAUGUGAUGGAGGAAACCUUCAGGAACCUGGCCUCAGUAGGAAAAACAUGGGAAGAUCAUGAUAUUGAAGAUCAGUAUAAAAACCAGGGGAGAAGACAAAGAAGUCAUAUGGUGGUGAGAGUCUGUGAAAGUGAAGAGGGUAGUCAAAGUAGAGAAAACUUCAGCCUUAUUCCAAAUCUCAAUCUGAAUGAGAAAACUGCAGCAAAACCAUGUAAAUAUAGUGCAUGCAGAAAAGUCUUCAUGCAUCAUUCAUCCCUUAAUAGGCUCGUUCAAUGUCAUACUGAACACAAAGCAUAUGACUAUCACAAAUAUGGAGAGAAACCAUAUAAAUGUAAGGAAUAUGAGAAAGCCUUCACUUUUCCCACUUCUCUCCAAAUACGUAAAAGAACUCAGACUAGAGAGAAACCGUAUGAAUGUAAAAAAUGCAAUAAAGCAUUCACUGCUUCCAGUUCUCUUCGAAUACAUGAAAGAACUCACACAGGAGAGAAACCCUAUGAAUGUAAGGAAUGUGGGAAAGCCUUUACAGCUCCCUCAAGCCUGCGAUCACACAUGAUCUCUCACACUGGAGAUGGACCUUAUAAAUGUAAGGAAUGUCAGAAAGUAUUCAUUUCUCCCAGUGCUUUUCAAAUACAUGAAAGGAGACACACUGGAGAGAAACCCUAUGAAUGUAAAAAUUGUGGCAAAUCAUUCAGUCAUCCCAGUACUCUUCAGAUACAUGAAAGACGUCACACUGGAAAGAGACCCUAUCAAUGUGAGGAAUGUGGGAAAGCCUUUAUUGCUCUCACAAACCUUCGAGUACACAUGAUCACUCACACUGGAGGUGGACCUUAUAAAUGUAAGGAGUGUGGGAAAGUUUUCAUUCAUCCCAGUUCAUUUCGAAUACAUGAAAGGAGUCACACUGGAGAGAAACCCUAUGAAUGUAAAGAAUGUGGGAAAGCGUUCAGUUUGUCCACUAACUUGAAAAAACACAAAAGAACUCACACAGGAGGGACACCCUUUGUAUGUAAGGAAUGUGGUAAUGCUUUUAAUUCUCUUCAAGUUUUCCAAAUACAUGAAAGAAAUCACACUAGAGAGAAACCCUAUGAAUGUAAAAAAUGCAACAAAGCACUCAGUUCUUCCAGUUCUCUUCGAAGACAUGAAAGAAAUCAUACUGGAGAAAAACCUUAUGAGUGUAAAAAGUGCAAUAGAAUAUUCUGUUUUCCCAGUUCUCUUCGGGUACAUGAAAGAAUUCAUACUGGAGAGAAACCAUAUGAAUGUAAGGAAUGUGGGAAAGCCUUUAUAACUCCCUCAAGUCUUCGAUCACACAUGAUCCUUCACACUGGGGUUGGACCUUAUAAAUGUAACAAAUGUGAGAAAGUAUUCAUUUCUGAGAGUUCACGUCAAAAACAUGAAAGGAGACACACUGGAGAGAAACCAUAUGGAUGUAAAGAAUGCAGUAAAGUAUUCAGUUAUACCAGUUCUCUUCGAAAACAUGAAAGAACUCAUACUGGAGAGAAACCCUAUGAAUGUCAAAAAUGCAGUAAAUCCUUCACUUCUUCCAGUUCUCUUCGAGUACAUGAAAGAAUUCACACAGGUGAGAAGCCCUAUGAAUGUAAGGAAUGUGGGAAAGCCUUUAUAGAUUCCUCAAGCCUUCGAUCACACAUGAUGUAUCACAUGGAAUCUAGACCUUAUAAAUGUAAGGAAUGUGAGAAAGCAUUUAUUUAUCCCAGAUUACUUCAAAGACAUGAAAGAACUCACACUGGAGAGAAACCCUAUGAAUGUAAAGAAUGUGGGAAAGCCUUCAUUUCCCAUCAAAGUUUCCAAAUACAUAAAAGAAAUCAUAUAGGGGAGAAACCUUAUAAAUGUAAAAAAUGUAGUAAAGCAUUUAGUUUUCCCAGUUCUCUUCGAAAACAUGAAAGAACUCAUACUGGAGAGAAAUCCUAUGAAUGUCAAGAAAGUUGGAAAGCCCUUGUUUCUCAUGCAGACUUUUGAGGAUAUGUGAGAAUGCACACUAGAAGAAAAGCCAUAUAUACGUUAUGAAUGUAGGAAGGCCUUUUGUCAUCCCAGUUCUUUCUUAAUGUAUAAAAGGAGUUACUUAAUAAAAAUGUCUUGAAUGUAAACAGCGUGGGAAAGACUUCAAAUGGCCUACAUCCUUAUAUGUGAAACUCUCACCAAAAAUAAUAUGAGAAAGCUUGAUUGAAAUUGUGUAUGAAACUUGUGUAUGAUGUUCUAGAAAACUUUCAGUAUAAAAGAGUUGUUAUAAAAGUUGUAAAUAUAUUGUGUUUAGCAAGCCUCUUUCCUAAAGUCCAACAUUGGAUUGUGGAUUUCUAUUAAUUUGUUUCAGAAAUGAAUAUUGAGGUGAGAUAAUUCUGCAAUUCAUCC